Molecule: messenger RNA, 1484 nt
Organism: Paramuricea clavata
Lineage: Eukaryota; Metazoa; Cnidaria; Anthozoa; Malacalcyonacea; Plexauridae
Source: the annotation of a GenBank genome assembly
AUGGCUAAACGAAUAAUUGGGCUAUCGCCUCCGUCUCCGUUCGCGUUCGAAGGAAAUCUUGCUGAAUCGUGGAAGCAAUGGCAAAAGGCCUUGGACUUUUACCUAACAGCUACGGAAUCGGAUUCAAAAUCUGACAAGGUAAAAACUUCAAUUCUCUUGACGUGUAUAGGCGAAAAAGGGCGCGAAAUUUAUGACACUUUUGAGUUUGAAAAUGCUGGCGACAAAUUGAAACUAAAACCUGUUCUCAAGAAAUUUGAAGAGUAUUGCAAUCCUCGUAGCAACACUACCUUUGAGAGACACAAGUCUUUUACAUACCGCCAGGAAGAAGGACAAACUUUUACUAGCUUUGUGACAGAACUGAAGAAACGCAGUGCAGCGUGUGAAUUCGAUACUUUGAAAGACUCGCUUAUUAAAGACAUGAUCAUUUGUGGUAUCUCUGACAAUGCCCUUCGUGAGAGAAUGCUUCGUGAGCCUAACAUCAAUCUACAAAAGCAGUCGAGCUUGGUCAAGCCUCCGAGCAAACCAAACUACAUGCUCAGCAACUUACUGAAGACAUGGAAAAGAAAAUCCACAAAGUACACAGGCAAAAGCGAGAGAAGGAAAGGCGAGACAAAAACCGAGAUAGGUUUAAAUCUCAUUCUCCAGAAAGAGAUAAUUUAAUAAAGAACUGCAAAUUUUGUGCAGGUCGACACCAACGUGGAAAAUGCCCGGCGUAUGGUCAAAAGUGCAACAAGUGCCAACGUAGAAAUCACUUUGCCAGGUGCUGUAAACAAACAGUGCAUCAAGUCGAUGACUCUCAAGAUCGUGCCUCCUUUGAAUCCUCUUCAGAAAGUGAUUUUGUUAUCGAAAGCCUCGUUGCAACUGAAUCUGAAGCAGCCUCUGAGGUUCAACAAGCACUUAAAAUUGAUCCUCUCAAUAGCGACACCUCUGCGGGACACUGGUCUGUCACUCUUAAUGCAGGCAGCCAAGACAUUCCCUUCAAAAUCGACACAGGGGCCCAAGUGAACGUGUUACCCAAGAAACUCUACAACAAGUUAAACCCUCGCCCACGAAUCAAACAAACAUCAACCAAGUUGUCCGCCUACAAUGGGUCCUCCAUCCCUGUACAUGGAAAAUGUAUUGUCCCUAUUCAGUAUAAAGGACAAAAACACCACCUUCUCUUUAUCGUCGUAGCUUCACAGACCACACCCAUCCUAGGUUUGGCCACUUCAGAGCGACUCAAUUUAAUCAAGCGGGUCUACAAAAUAACUGAUACUAACAUUGAGGAAGCUUAUAGCUCCAAUAUAUCUGAAGAGUACGCUGACUGUUUUGGAGAGAUUGGCACACUCAAGUCCACCUAUCACAUGACCUUGAAAGAUGAUGUCCGUCCAGUAGUGGUACCUCCUCGAAAAGUACCGUUUGCUCUUAAAGAUCGACUGAAGAAGGAAUUAGACCGCAUGGAGAGCAUGGGUAUAAUUGAAAAAGUCGAAAAAUCCACAGACUGG